This is a messenger RNA of Chaetomium globosum CBS 148.51, 1356 nucleotides long. RefSeq lists its product as uncharacterized. Gene Ontology annotation, biological process: RNA polymerase II preinitiation complex assembly; transcription initiation at RNA polymerase II promoter. Lineage: Eukaryota; Fungi; Ascomycota; Sordariomycetes; Sordariales; Chaetomiaceae. Gene Ontology annotation, cellular component: transcription factor TFIID complex; SLIK (SAGA-like) complex; SAGA complex. Bases 1 to 1356 code for a protein of 451 amino acids. The transcript is spliced from 3 exons. Gene Ontology annotation, molecular function: protein heterodimerization activity; RNA polymerase II general transcription initiation factor activity; transcription coactivator activity. The record is from RefSeq and is a predicted model, not a curated record.
AUGGCGGCGAACGACGGGCCCAAGCUGCUCUGGAAUCCAGACAACGUCCGAGAUGUGGCCGAUUCAAUAGGAAUAUCGCUCGCCGAUGAGCCGCUGCGCGUGCUCGCCCAGGAUGUUGAAUAUCGAAUCGGGCAGGUCAUCGUCGAGUCUCUCCGGUUCAUGCGCGCCGCCAACCGCACCACAUUGACCGUGCAGGACGUCUCACAGGCGCUCAAAGUGCUCGAUGUUGAACCGCUGUAUGGGUACGAAUCGACCCGGCCACUGCGGUACGGCGAAGCGAGUCUUGGCCCUGGUCAGCCGCUCUUCUACAUCGACGACGAAGAAGUCGAUUUUGAGAAGGUCAUCAACGCCCCGCUGCCGAAGGUGCCGCGAGACAUGAGCUUCACUGCUCAUUGGCUUGCCGUCGAGGGUGUCCAACCAUCUAUCCCCCAAAACCCAACAACUGCCGAGACCUCGUCCAAAGACCUCUUGCCCAAGGGGCCCGGCGCGAACCCAGCCCUUGGCAGCCCUCGCGGGCAACGACAACGUCUCGUUCCGGCCGUCGGUCAAACACGUCAUCAGCAAAGAACUGAUACUGAAAAGACAAGGCUCCGCGAGGCGGCCCUCGAAUCUGUCCGCUCCGAUCCCGGCCUGCACCAGCUCCUCCCGUACUUUGUCAACUUCAUCACCAAUCAAGUCACCCACCACCUCGAUGACCUGUUCGUGCUACGCCAGAUGAUGGAGCUCGCCGAGGCGGUCAUCCAAAACCCCAACCUCUUCCUCGACCCGUACGCUAGCGCGCUCUCGGCGCCCGUGCUCACGUGCCUCAUGUCGCGCAAGCUGGGCGGGGCGGCCGCCGACGAGGGAUCCGACACGUUGCGGGAGCAGUACGGCCUGCGCGAGCUGGCGGCGGGCCUGCUGGAGAUGGUGGCGCGCAAGUACGGCGCGACCAACGCGCUGCUGCGGCCCAAGCUGACGCGCACCUGCCUCAAGCACUUCCUCGACCCGACGCGCCCGCUCGCCGUGCUGUUCGGCGCCAUCCGGGGCGUCGCCGCGUCCGGCGGGCCCGAGGCCGUCCGCGUCCUGGUCCUGCCUAACCUCAAGAGCUUCGACGGCGCCGUGCUGCAGCCCCUGCACGACAAGGGCGAGCCCCACGCCAUGGAGCUGGAGAUGCUCGUCGGCGGCAUCAUGAAGGCUGUUGAGGCCCUCGUCGGCGGGUCCGGCAUCCCCGUCGCUAACGGGGUCGCUGAUGUGGAUCUGUCGAGGGAGGGCGAGCAGGUUGUCGAGUUCUUGGGGCCGAUCGUCGGGCAAAGGGUUGCGCGGCUGGGGAACCAUGCGCUCAAUAGGGCCAUUCUGGAAGUCCGGCAUUUGGAGUAG